Messenger RNA from Poecilia reticulata (guppy), 2343 nucleotides. RefSeq names its product cyclin dependent kinase 10 (gene cdk10). Gene Ontology annotation, molecular function: cyclin-dependent protein serine/threonine kinase activity; ATP binding. Gene Ontology annotation, biological process: protein phosphorylation; regulation of mitotic cell cycle. Lineage: Eukaryota; Metazoa; Chordata; Actinopteri; Cyprinodontiformes; Poeciliidae. Gene Ontology annotation, cellular component: nucleus. The record is from RefSeq and is a predicted model, not a curated record.
CCUCACUCAGACUGAGGCACUCGGGGAGGUCGGCAUGAAUGCGAGCUGCGACUCUUCCUUCCUGUAGACCAGGCAGCAUGUGAACGUCAUGCGUGUGGACAUGUAUGCACUUUUUAACAGCUGACUGAAGCCCAAUGGGGUCUGGAGCGAGUCAGAGACAAGAUUCAGUUUCAGAAAACCACGUCUCAUCACAGCCCAACACUGAGACCGAUUCGUCCAACACUUCCUGCCACGCGCCUGUCAUCAUCGUCACGGCUCCGUCACGAGACGACAUCUUUGCCGUGCCGUCCAAAGUCACUAUAGCUGAUGCUGUGAAAGAGCGGCGGCCUGGCUCUACGCCUUUCGUAGUAGGGAGGAAAAUCACAACCAGACAGUAAUACAUCAUGAUGCAAUUUCCCUGCAGAUAUAUAUUUUUAAUUCCCAAACUGACACUCAUGGAAAGGAUUUAAAUGGCUGCAAACUCCGUGAAAGCUUUUUGUUGUCCUCCGUGUGGACACAAAACAAACUACAACGGCGCCAUGCUUGUUGGAAGUCCUACCUGACGUCUCUCUUCUCAUCUGAGCUGCAAAACCUUUUAAAAAUUCAGAGAAUGGACGCCGUCGGCGAGGAUGAACCGGACUCGAUAAAGCUGAAGUCCAUUAAAGACAAGAAAACCUUCACAGUGCCCCAGAAUGACAGGUUUGGAAGCUGCCGAAGUGUCAGGGAGUUUGAGAAACUCAACCGAAUAGGAGAAGGAACAUACGGCAUUGUGUACCGAGCCCGUGACACCAAGUCGGAUGAGAUAGUAGCUUUGAAGAAGGUCCGCAUGGACAACGAGAAGGAUGGGAUUCCCAUCAGCAGCCUGAGAGAGAUAACACUGCUGCUGAGGUUGAGACAUCCAAACAUCGUGGAGCUGAAAGAGGUGGUGGUGGGCAGCCAUCUGGAGAGUUUGUUUCUGGUGAUGAGUUACUGUGAACAGGACCUGGCCAGUCUGCUGGAAAACAUGCAGACGCCAUUCUCUGAAGCUCAGGUGAAGUGCAUCGUCCUUCAGCUGCUCAGAGGCUUGGAGUAUCUCCAUCACAGCUUCAUCAUACACAGGGACCUGAAGGUGUCUAAUCUGCUGAUGACCGACAAAGGCUGCGUUAAGAUCGCUGACUUUGGAUUGGCCAGGAUGUACGGGAUCCCCCAGCCGCCAAUGACCCCCAGAGUGGUCACACUGUGGUACCGCGCUCCAGAGCUCCUCCUGGGGACGAAGACUCAAACUACAGCUCUGGACAUGUGGGCAGUGGGCUGUAUCCUGGCCGAGCUGCUGGCCCACAAACCUCUGCUGCCCGGAACCUCAGAGAUCCAGCAGGUGGACCUGAUCGUGCAGCUGCUGGGGACGCCCAACGAGAACAUCUGGCCGGGCUUCUCUCAGCUGCCGCUCAUCGGUCAGUACAGCCUGAGGAAGCAGCCGUACAACAACCUGAAGAACAAGUUCACCUGGCUGUCUGAUGCUGGACACAGACUGCUCAACUUGCUCUUCAUGUACAACCCACAGCGCAGAGCGACCGCCAAAGAUUGUCUGGAGAGCUCCUACUUCAAAGAGAAACCUCUGCCCUGCGAGCCGGAGCUGAUGCCGACGUUCCCGCACCAUCGAAACAAGCGAGCCGUUGCUUCGGCGGAGAGCCAGCCGAAGAGGAGGAAGAGCAGCAAGGUCUGAGGAGGAUCAUUACUGCCCCCUGGUGGGGAGCUGCGGUGUCACACUGGAGGCGAAGUUCAGGGGGAGAAAAUAAGACUGCCAACGAUGCGUCACGCAGUUUUAAAGCCAACUUUGUUAGUGUUGACGUGAUCAGAACAAAAAGAGCCGAAGUGGGCUAAAUUAUCAAGUGUACAACAUAACAAGAUAGCUCUGUUUUGUUGCGCUUUCUUCACUUUUACCUGCUUCCUAAACACAAACGGGUACAUUUUGGGACAUUCUUCAGUGUUUAGAUCCAAUAUUUUUAAAUUCUUAAUUCACAUUAAAUUAGAACCUGGUUAAAGUGUUUCAUGGUAAUUAAAGAAAAUAUUUAAAGACGUCUUUUUAUUGUUUGUAUAAAGGCCUUUGUUUUUCUUCGUUGGUGAAUUCUGCCUCUAUAAUUAACAGUAGUGCUUUGAUAGGCACAGUGUAAAUUUAUGAUUAAAGUUUUACAGGUUGAAAAACCGCCGAGCAGUAAUGACUGGACUAAUACUAACCUUCUGGGUUGUGUCCUUUUGUGUUGCAUGUUUCAGUAAAAAUGUCAGUGUGAAUGGUCUCUGCUUCUUUAAAUAAUUAGAUCUUUGUUUUACCUAAACAUACCUUUUAUAAAUACUAUGUAAAUUAAAAACAUUUACAAAAACACUCAA